Molecule: messenger RNA, 2643 nt
Organism: Fusarium proliferatum ET1
Lineage: Eukaryota; Fungi; Ascomycota; Sordariomycetes; Hypocreales; Nectriaceae
Exons: 3
Coding region: 1-2643 (880 amino acids)
Source: RefSeq, a predicted model, not a curated record
AUGGAUCCCGUCUUCAUGGAACUCCUUCCACAAUCAGAUGAUGAUAAAUUCCUUUCCCUCCCUUACGAAGAACGAUGGAGCAAUCUAAAGCGAGUAAUCGUCCACCUUUACACCCGCAAACGUGCAAGCGAUGGGCGCACAGCAACUCUGGACCAGGUGGUCGAAUUCAUGAGGACCUAUUACUCCUUCCAUGCGGCGUACGUAACCCUUCAUACUUCCCAGUCUAUCCAUCUACCUCUAUUGCGCCCUGUCGAGGUGCCACCAGUAUUCCAACUAACGGCCUUUGAUGGUAGCCACACUGAGUAUCGGCGACGUUUCAAAGACUGGGGCGUUACCAAGCGCAUGACAACAAAGGCCAAGGACGCCACCACCAGUGCUCUUGUGAAGAGGAAACAACCUGGAGCGAGUGUGUCUGAUGUCGUAACCCAACACGAUGGCAAAAAUACUCCUUUUGAGUAUAAGAAGCUGAAAAGAUAUCUGAUCAGCAGAAAGGCCUGCCUUGAUAUCGCACCUGGCUUACUUUCCUCAUGGAACCUCCCCUACGCUGCUUUGAUUUCCUCCUUCCCCCAGGAUCCCGAAGCUCGCUCACCUUUCGGACCUAUUGGGCCAACACCAGAUACCCUGCAAAUCCAAAGCCCUGGACCUCUCACGCCUGGUCGCGCGGCAUCUGGCCCAUCACCAAGGAUGCAACUUAUAUAUGAGAAGCAUAAGGAGCAUUGCACGAGCCUUUUUCUGCAGGGGCGCCUUGAGCAACUUUUGGUUAGCCUUCCCAGAGAAGACCGCAGCACAAUGAUCAAUUACUUCCAUGACUACUAUAUACACAGUUUCGUACUAGCAAAGAACUGGAGCCAGGAAAUACCAUACCCAAAUUCAACACAGACGGUUGGCCUUACAUCCCAAACACGGAAUGCAAACAGUCCUUGGACGCCCUCAGCAUUUCUCAACCUUUCUUCUGGGCCCUCUUCGCCCGAAGUCUCGAACACGACGAGUAUAACUUGCCCACCAACACAGCUUUGUAAAUGGUCCAUUCAUAUAUCAUUCGAGUCUUAUUACGGAGCCGUCGAUCGCGUGGAGGCCACGGCUUUGGAGGAUUCACAACCGCCAGCUGAUCAUGAUGCACGCUCAUUUGUGGACUCACUGCACCAGUCCAUGGUUUCGAAUGAUUUCACCACCACGACCAAAGCAGACCUUCCUUUGGCCCAGGAUAUGAUCACGAGGUCCUUAGAGGAGGAUCCAGCUGCUCUCCAGUUAGAUGCCUGGAAGCUAGCCAUAAUGGCGGGAAACACGGAGCUUUUAUCGCAGCUAAGUGAAGACAAUGGAAAGAUACCGGAAGGAAUCGAGGCCAUAUAUCCCUUCCACCUUGCGGCUGCAUUCCUGAAUGGCGGCAACCAGUGCUGUAGAGUACUGACUGAGCUUCAAGAGCUUCUUCCAUCAGCCUUCACCUUUUAUCACAACAUCGAUGACCAUGGACACACAAUCCUUGAUGCUCUAGUAGUGGAUGUACUUCGCUCUCAUACCAAUAUUCAACCUAGUGACGUAAGCCACGAGUUCAAUUCGCCAAAUCGGUUUCCUGGAGAAGAAAAUGAUAUCUGUGGCAGAUGGGAUGCUGAAACCCCGACCGUCCGCGAGCUCUUCAAACAAGGAUAUGCACGGAUCCCUACGAGAUGGAAGCACCCCUUUUGUCACACAGCCGUACAAGCAAUUUGUCACAGCAUUAUUGCUAUUUUUGCCUCCCCCGCUUCCCCAAACAUAAAUAGUCAGAGCGGAUUAUUCGUGAGACGAUGCACAGCUUGCGGCCUAGAGCUCAGGCUCAGGCCUCUGCACACGCUUGUUGUCACGUCCUUUCACCUGGCCCAGCAAGGAAUGCCCGGGGAAACUCUAUUUGGAGCACUUGCGAUGAUGUUAUGUCUAAUUAGUCUUGGAGCAGACGUUUCAAUGACAGCAAAUAUUUCCGUCGAGGAAAUAUUGGGGUCUUCAGAUGCUGGGGUGUGCCGUCACAUGCAACUUUCACCACUAGAUUUGAUGCAGGCCGUCCCUGCUGAUGUCAUUGAAGCUUGGAGUGGCAGUUGCAGAGUUGGAUGGGAUUGUCUCACUGAUGUGUUAGCUGUUGCCAUGUCGCAUCAGGAGCAAGGGCGAAGCGGCCGGUCUCAGAGAUCGUCGAGUCCACAGGGAGACGAGUGGCCCAGUACUCCGGCGUCAAGUUUCAGCGAGUCCUCGAAUCCUGACUCGUGUUCGUGGUCGUUCCGAGACACGUAUCAUAAUGACUGGAUUAACCUACCUUGUAACGGCCCCCGAAUCGGUCUUCUCUGGGCCUCGAUUCAGACAGAGCUCCUUACGUAUCGCAGAGUUAGAGAUGGAGAUUCUUGGAUAUCUAAGAGCUUCUCCAUGGAGGCGAUUAAGCGUUGGCUCGAUAAAGACGACACAGAACUUUCCAUGCCUCUCGUUCAAAACCAAAUGUUUAAAAGGCAUACAUCUUGUGGGUGGUUCAACAUUGCCGAAGACUUUCUCUGCCCAAUCGCCGAGGAAGUAUGCACAGAGCACUUCAUGAACAUGGACAUCUUUAGCAGGACAUCAUACAUCGAGACACCUAACCUCCUCAGAUCUUUCGAGGAUGUAUAUCAGAUAGAAGACAAAGAGGUUUAA